Molecule: messenger RNA, 1422 nt
Organism: Magnusiomyces paraingens
Lineage: Eukaryota; Fungi; Ascomycota; Dipodascomycetes; Dipodascales; Dipodascaceae
Exons: 1
Coding region: 1-1422 (473 amino acids)
Molecular function (GO): protein binding
Source: RefSeq, a predicted model, not a curated record
AUGGUGAAAUCUACAAAGAAGACAGAAAGAAGUUUAAAGUCAGCUUUAAAGGAUUCAACUAAGUCCAAAAAUAUAUCUUUUGAUAAUUCUUCAAAUCAAUUGGAUAAUAAGCCAGCUCAAGAUGAAAAAAAUUCAAGCGAAUCUAAAAGCCCCGAGGCAGAGGCGACUAAAGGGACUGAAGAGAAAUCAAAACUCAGUAAAAUGUCUACCUUAGCUAAAAUGACAACACCGGUUUUUAGAGUCGUUACUGGAUCUUACGAACAUAGUCUUUUAUGUUUGUCUCUUUCUCUAUACGAUGAUGGAUCAGUUUUUACUCCCAUUUUUCACUUUACACCUCACAUCCAAUCGAUUCGAUGUCUUGCCCGAUCCAAGAGAUACUUGGUUUCCGGUUCCAAUGAUGAGCACAUUAGAAUUUAUGAUUUACAAAAGCGAAAAGAACUGGGCACGUUGAUGCAACAUGAAGGCAGUGUCACAGUUUUGGAGUUUUUUGACAAUAAAUGGCUUCUAUCUGCUGGUGAUGAUGGAAAAAUAUGUCUGUGGAGGACCCGUGACUGGGAAGUUCUGGGUGAACUCAAGGGUCACAAGGCUGGUGGAAUUACCGAUAUAUCUAUUCACCCCUCCGGAAAAAUUGCUAUUUCAGCUGGUGGAGAUCAUACCUUAAGAUUGUGGAAUUUGAUGACAUGCAGAAAGGCAUCGGUGUUGAAGCUUGGAAGAGAUCUUCCCCGAAAAGUCCAAUGGACUUCUUUGAAAUUUGACAAAGCUGCUCAUUAUGUUGUUGGGUUUGACAAAAAAGUUGUUGUUUACUCAUCUGAAAAUGCUACACCAGUUGGAAAAACAUUUGUGUUUAGAUCCACUCUUCAACAUAUGGAGCUAUAUAUUCUUGAUGACGUCGAGUACGUUGUCACAUCUCACGACAAUGGUUCUGUCAACUUCAUUCCUUUGACAGAGCUUUUGAAAGAACCCAAGGAAGGCGAAGAAGAAAUUUCUGCAGAAGGAUUACCCGAAUCAGCAUUCAAACUUCAAGGUCAUGCUUCUCGCGUCAAACACUUUAGCUUUUUCUACAGUCAACCUCGCCAAACUACCUACAUGUCUACUGUUUCUUCUUCUGGCAUGCUUGUUAUUUGGAAUCUAAAUAAAGAUGUCCGUGAUCAAGUUGCAGCCUAUCAGACUGGUAACAGAUUAAACUGCUGCAUUAUGUUCCCAGAUGAUAUUGAGCGAUUUGAAACUAUGAAGAAGCGUCGCAGAAUUAAUGACGAUGGUGAUUUCUUGUCAGAGGCUGAGGAAACAGACUUUUCCGAAGCUGAGAGCGAUUUUGAGUCAGAUUUUGAAGGUACAAAGCCCACUCCAGCUUCAAAAAGUGAGAAGAAACGUAAGAACAAGAAGAAAACUAAAAAACCAAAAGUUACUGUUGAGUUUGAAUAA